Molecule: messenger RNA, 402 nt
Organism: Staurois parvus
Lineage: Eukaryota; Metazoa; Chordata; Amphibia; Anura; Ranidae
Source: the annotation of a GenBank genome assembly
UUAACCACUUCCCGUCCGGCCCAUGUACAUAAACUGCCGGAGGGGAGCGCUGCCAAUGUGGGUGGAUGUCCCCCCGCAUCUAUUGCCCGUGCACGCUCCCUGGGAGCGCAUGGCACCGAUCUGUGUGAGGUCCCGAUCUGUCACCCUAGCAGUACAGUGUCACCAUGGUAACACUGUACUACUUGUAGGGGGUGAUGAAGAUUUUUUUUUUUUUACACUGAUUGCUUUUACACCCAUAUAGGAUGUAAAAGCAAUAAUUUCUCUUUCUCUCUGUCUGCAUUCUUGCAGUCAUUGAGAAGUACUGAGUGAGCUGUGAUUGGUCACAGCUUGUCACAUGGUACAAGGCUGUUGUGAAUGGCCAUGUACCAUGUGACCUCUGUGAUCAUUCACAGAUUUCACACA